Molecule: messenger RNA, 1631 nt
Organism: Didymella exigua CBS 183.55
Lineage: Eukaryota; Fungi; Ascomycota; Dothideomycetes; Pleosporales; Didymellaceae
Exons: 3
Coding region: 457-1545 (362 amino acids)
Molecular function (GO): acyltransferase activity, transferring groups other than amino-acyl groups
Source: RefSeq, a predicted model, not a curated record
AUCCUUCCGCAAAAUCUGCACAUGCCGGCAUCCAAGAUUCUGCAAGUAUAAUAGCGAGGGCCCAGAGCUGUGAGUGCGCACAGCGUUAUCUGCGCAUUUCAUGCCCUCGCCAAUAGGGAAUCGCCGUCUAGCUACCCUGCACAAGGCAUGCUGGCGCGGAUAAGGCCUGUGCAGAUCGCGCCUGUGGCCCAUUCCCACUACCAGCCGCCAGACGCCCACACUGCGUCCCCAUGUGUACGUCGUCUUGGCUGAACCAAUACAUAGAUGCACGUUUUCCCACCAGUGCAUCAUAUUUUUCCGAGGCUGCUACCUCUUCACCUUACCUUGACUACCGCUUCCCACAUAUUUGUUUAUUGGAUCCCGGAUCACGUUACUCAUUUAAUACUAUUUUGUUCCUUUUAGUUAAGGCCGGACCCUGACGAAAUUCGUAUAUGUACGUUCGUAAUUGCUAUUAACAUGGGCCGCCAACUUCCUCCCUCGCACCUCAAAGUCCCGCCGGGCCCGCACGCAUUCCCGCAACGAUAUUCUCUCGGAGAUACGGUCAUUACGAACCAGUUCACUGGAUUCGAAAAGGCUAUCCCUGCGAUACCUUCGCUUCCUGGAUUUCGCACAAGUGCUGCGUUUUUUACAUCUCUCAGUGCAAACCUGAGAAUUGAUCCGGACCUGCCAUCGCCAUUGGGCACGCCAACGACUUUCCGCACCAACAGCUACUACUCGUCCCAAUCACACCCCCACGUGCCAACAUCACUAUCCUACUCGACCUUGCCUGCGCCUGCCUACCCGUCGCCCCUCGAGACUGAGAUCAUGGCGUCCAGCGAAGCCUCCGCGCCCGUGCAAGCGCCAACAAACGAGCUACCCCAGCUCUCCACCUACACUGCCGACUCAGAAGACGAUCGGAUCGACGGCCUGAACCUGAUCGCCGACUCGGUAGCCCAGCAGCGCCAGGUUGCAAGCAAGACGAUGAUCUUCCACCCCAUCAACCUUGCCGUGCUGGGCGUGAUCUUGGCCGUCGUUGCACAGUACGUGCGCAAGCACGGCGACCCGUUUGUGUUCGUCACGACAGCGGGCGGUAUCACGAUGUCAUUCUUGAUCUUCAUUCGAUGGCUGACUGGCGGGUACAUUGGCCUCGCCGAGGAGAUUGGUAUAGAGUGGCUUGGUGACGACCGUGUCAUUGUUGCGAAGUGGGGGAACGAUGUCAUUGGUGCUCUUGUUCUUGGAUGGGCAGACGGUGAUGCGGCGAAGAAGCGUGGCCGGAGAAGAAGGGGAAAGGCCAUCGUCAGAGGCUGGACUGUUAAGCUCAAGUACAGAGGCAAGGGUGUCGGAGAGGGCUUGUUGGAGGAGGCCGUCAAGAUUGCUGGAGAGAAGGGUGCAGAUGGCAUUUUGUUUGCUGGAGAUCAUGCCAAUUCCAAGCGCAUUCUCCCCACAGUCUACAAUGGCUUCCUCGACAAGCAGGAGGCAAAGGCCGAGAAGGCACUUCGCAAGGUGGCUGACGAGAAGGGCAACUUCAGACAACGUCAGUCAUCGCCCACCUGGGGAAGCAGAUGAUCUGACUCCCUACGCUAAGGGCAGCGUUCACAUUUUCCUUGAAACCUAUUUCCUUCGGAAGAUACCCUUCCUGUUGAGAUUUGAGA